CUCCAGUACCACCAGUCGGUACUCGAGUCCGUCAGUCAGCAGCGUGAAGACACAAACAUCUCGUAAUAAGCAAGAAGUUCACAAGAGGAAGAAAGGGGAAAAGAGAAAUGAGCUACCAGAAAGUCCCUCCCGAGGAACCCUACCCUCCUCCAGGGUAUCCUCGGCCACCACCACCAGAUGUGUACCCUCCUCCCCCUUGGGGCCAUGGACAUCCACCACCUCCGCCACCGCCGCAGGGGCCUUAUUACCCCCCACCUCAGCACCCUCCACCGGGGUACCAGGGCUACUUCAACGACCCGCCGCCGCAUGGAGAGUAUCAGCAGCAGCACCACCACAACCAUGGAAACCAGGGUAGCUCUAGCUCUUCUGGGUUCCUCAAAGGAUGUUUGGCCGCUCUCGCUGCUGCUGCGUGCUGGAGGAAUGCUGCGGCUGCUUCUGAGAUGCUAGAUAUCCGCUAAUUGGGUCCUACGCUAUUGUUGCUAGCGUUUGGAGCAUCCGAGUAUUAAGAUAUAGUAACUGUGCUUGUAAAGAAUCUGGAGCAGCAGUGUGUUCUUGAGCUUCCAGUCCAGCAUUCUAUUUUCAGACAGAUCACAUAUAACUUGUAGUAUGUGUUAUGCCUUAUUAUCCGAAAAUAAAGGAUGCUAUUCAUGGGAUUGUAAAUAAGGUAUUUGCAUAGCUCGACCAGAGAACACCUGUCAUAUACCCCUGGUCAGUGGACAGUGGUCACUGUGUUAAGUGUAAGUUUACAAUCUGUUUACUGACAUGAACAAAACAAGGGAGUCCGUAAGCAUCACGGUUUUCGUGGUGUAGUUGGUUA
Molecule: messenger RNA, 817 nt
Organism: Sorghum bicolor (sorghum)
Lineage: Eukaryota; Viridiplantae; Streptophyta; Magnoliopsida; Poales; Poaceae
Product: proline-rich protein 2
Source: RefSeq, a predicted model, not a curated record